Molecule: messenger RNA, 1601 nt
Organism: Labeo rohita (rohu)
Lineage: Eukaryota; Metazoa; Chordata; Actinopteri; Cypriniformes; Cyprinidae
Product: CMRF35-like molecule 9
Exons: 7
Coding region: 92-985 (297 amino acids)
Source: RefSeq, a predicted model, not a curated record
CAGGGCUUCAUCAUCACCAUCAGUCAGUCAAUAUCAAAGCAUAGAAAACGAAAACUGGAACAGACUGGACAUAAAAGGAUCACUUUUCAAAAUGAAAUUCUUCUGUGCUCUCUGGCUUUGGAUGUUUCUGUCAGAAUUCAGUUCAACUACUGAUGCAAUUUCUAAAGAAGGAUAUAGUGAAGGAAACAUCACAAUUACAUGUUCCCACCGCUGGGCUGCAAACAACAGAAAGUAUUUCUGCAGAGAUCCAUGUGGACACUUGGACAUUUUAGUCAAAUCUGACCAGACACCUACAGGGAGAUACACACUGAAGGAUUCUGGAGAUGGCACCGUCACCGUGCACAUCACUCAUCUACAGGAGUCAGACUCUGGGAUUUACUGGUGUGCAGUGGACAGAUUUGGUUUUGACACAUUUGAGAAUGUCAAACUGACAGUCUUUAAAGCCAACACUGGAAAUGUGGAUAAAGUGAUUCAUCACAGGAUGACAGAAACACAAACAAGCACUGAAAUGUACUUGACUAAAACGAGACACUCCAUUUUCGUAUCUUCAACUACUAAGGACAGCACACUCUCAAACACAACAGGAUUUGCCAAAGCUUCUGGUCCAGCAGACAAAACAACAGGUGCUGAACACAGAAUCACAUCCUCAUCUGCCGAUAAUAUAUUCCCAGUGCCUUUAUAUUAUAUUCCUUACAUUGUUGCUGGUCUGGCCAUCCUGGUGAUCAUAUGUGUACUUGGACUGGUCACUGUUUGUCAGUGCAGAAAGAGAAUCAAUAAAUCAAGAUGUGUUACUGCAACAUCUACAUACAACUCCCAUCACAGCGAGGAGGCUAAUGGUGUUUAUCGGAACGCUACUGAUGACAGACCCUACGCCACUAUAAAGAAAUCCAGCACUAUGUCUAAGGAUGAGAGUCAAUCAGACCCAGUCUACCAGAACCUACACUUCAACACUACCCAGGAAGAAGCUAUCUACGGCAAUCUUUAAAAAUAUAUAUAUACGUUUAAUAUAUAUUUUCACACCAUUAUAUGUAAAUAAAUAUCGCUUUUGCAUGUAAAGUUUACAUGUGAAACAACAAUGAAGGGCUGCAAUACUUCUAGGCUGUUUCAUUUUAAAGUUUCUGACAGAGCUAUUUAAUCUAAAGACUCAUGCACUUAAUUGGUUGAAGCCAUUCCUGAGUUUAAAACAAGACUCAAAAUAGUCAAGAACUGUUACUGUGUUGUGUGUACAUCAUCUACUCACUGCUAAAUUGGUUGUGCAUUGCUGAGAGGUAUCCAGAUCUAGAAUGAGUACAGCACAUUUUUACUCACCAUGACUUCCAGACAUAUAUACCAUCUGAAAAGUGAUAUGACUUUGUUUUGCAGCAUCUACCCAUAAUCAUCUGCCCAAAAAAGAAGCUCCUUGAGUAGACCUUAAGUUAUGGUUAAGUAUUCUUAGUUGGUUUACUGCAGUGUAUGCAAGACCCAGGCUCUCUUUAUCAGGCUUCAUAUAUUUACUGUAGGUCUUCGCCAUCAUGGCAAAAAUAACAUCUGGAUAUGUAAGGUUGUAACCAAGUCUCUCUAUCUGGAAUAAUGGCUCCAAUGUUUAUAAUAAACUUACAACU